Ciona intestinalis (vase tunicate) is the source of this 2806-nucleotide messenger RNA. The record is from RefSeq and is a predicted model, not a curated record. Lineage: Eukaryota; Metazoa; Chordata; Ascidiacea; Phlebobranchia; Cionidae.
AUUGCUGACAAUUUAGAUAACCCAUUAUUAAUAUUUAAAUAAAUGCGGUCAGCAAUAUGCAGGUUGGUAUUUUGUUUAUCAAAUGUUUUGCAUCCGAUUCGGUUAUUUUUGUACAUGCGUUGCGGUAUUUUAAAAACGCCCGCGCCUUCUGUGCCGUAUUUCCGCUUGCCUGCUCACUGUUGUUGCCCACAGUGGUUACAAUGAGCGCCGAAUGCUUAGCUUUGUCAUACAGCUUGCUAUGGAAGCAUGGCUCGUUAUAUCAUAGCACAGUUAUAUCUAAAACGUGGGCCGUUUCCGUUACCUGUACCCCACUGUAAAGAUGCUACUUGUUUACGUCGCUAUAGCAGUACAGUAACAGGCCAUUGUAUAUGUAGGUCUAUAGGCGUUAGUAUAUACACAGCUAUCCACAUAUAAGAAAAUGAGCAACGCACUUGGAGGUCGGAUUUUCACUGAAGGGUCUGAUGCCAUCGGGUACGGGAGUUCCCAGGGCACCAACAAUUCAGUAAUUCAAGACUCUAUCCUGUCGAAUUACAUCAUAACACCGUGUCAGCAGGACAAAGCUGGUGCCGGUUCUUUCGAGGUGGUUGCGACAGUUGCUGGCGCUGGGAUUGGCAUUACUAAUAUCGUUGUAAUAGCUGCUAUAUUAUGGGGUGGCCGAAAACUUCACAAAGCAACAUUUUUCUGCAUUUGCAACUUAGCCGUUGCUGAUAUGUUGGCUGGCUUCUUGCUGUUAUGGAUAUUCGGUUUACAAAAAAUUUUGCUGCCGUUUCGGACUCCCCAGUCUGAGUUGGUACAGAAAAGCAUUUGGACGAUGACCGUGUGGUCAUCCAUGUUAAGUCAACUUGUCAUCGCAAUAGACAGGUACUGUUACGUCACAAAAGGUUCCCCUGGCGACGGUGGGAUAUCAAGAAGUACAAGAAAAAGUGACAUUUGGGGAAACCGAAAGAGAAAACGGUUAAUUAAAGCCGGGAUAGGACUGACAUGGCUCGUCCCUAUAGUGACGUAUGCACUUCCCGUGGCAACCGCAUGGAACUGCGUUGACUCCUGUUUUUGUGUGAUACCUUCAAACAGCACGUCAGAUGUGUUUUACAUGGUGUGUGAACCGGUACAAACAUGCUCGCAGGUGAACCCGCCAUUUGCGAAAAGCUCUGUCUUAUUCAUGGGUCUCACUCUGCUCACCAUGCCUAUUAUACCUUGUGUGUUGUACGCCAAGAUAUAUUGUUUCGUGAGGCGAUCCAGCGAAAAACUGAAGCCAGUAUACACCCCACCACUGGUAGCGAAUAACGGGGGGACGGAAGACAACAGCAGGGUGGGACAAAGUGAAGCAAGCGUGACAGAUUUUCAGAUUCUUCCCAUUCACAAAACAGAAACGUGCAACCAUCUUUUAGUGAGACCCAAAAUAAGCCAAAGCAUAAUUCAGUAUGAGGCCAACGGAAAUGUGAGUUGCCGCAAAACCGAUGACAGCUGGCAAGGAGACGGCGUGCGGCCGCCUUCCAACAACCGCAUAGGCUUGAAGGGGUGGAACCGAAUUCGCGAAGGCUCAUGGAGAAGAAAGGCGAUGGUGACUCGAAUAUUCACGAAAAACAGCAACGAUAUAAAGGAAGAGGUGCCUCAGGAGAAGCGUAAAAUAAGUUCCGCCUCGAAAGCAAAAUCUGCAGCAAGAAGACGCCGAUACCGAGACAUGCGUUUGCUUAGAACACUUGUGAUUAUUCUGGUUCUUUUCUUGGUCAGUACAGUCCCUCUUGGCCUGCUAUUCGUGGUCUCAUACACCGAGCAAGAUAAGCGGUACGUCGGUACCGCGAAAGUUCUUCUGACGACAUCUUUAUUGAACUCUUUAGUAAACCCCUGGAUCUACUUCUGGCGCUUUCCAGAAAUGCGAACCGCCAUGAAAAAGGUGUUUUGCCGGGCGUGCGCAUUCAAAGGCUCACCUUCACAUAAAAAUGACAAACGCUACACCGGGGACGGUGCCAUGGGCGUCCACAGACGAGUUGCCGGUGGCGUUUCAUUCGACACAAACUCCAGGGCUGGAAGAAAUGGAAGCAAACCCGAAAACUCGAUGGGAAAAGAAAACACGAGUAGUAUAAGUAGCAAUGCGUUGUGAAGCACCAAGCGCCGUGGUGUUCAGCAUGCAGUGUUAAUGUGUUCGGGGUUCGACGCUGCUACCAUUGUGGGCGUGUGUGUCAUUGGACAUUUAUGAGUGUCUAAAUUGUCAGCCAUACUUCACAGAAAUGUUAAACAAUUCCUCUGAAAUAAUCACCCUCAAAAUUACAUACGUACGUGGUAACUCGUACGCCGGCACGAGGUGUAUGAAACAGAACACCUGUGUUAUAACGACUGUCGUCACCCGCCUUGCGAGGAUAAAUAAGUUACAUACGUGGUAACUUGUAAGCAGGAACGAGGUGUAUGAAACAGAACACCCGUGUUAUAACGACUGUCGUUUCCCCGCCAUGCGAGGAUAAAUAAGUUACAUUCAUUUCAACUGUAUCUCACACACUCUAAACUCACAUUCGUAUUGUAAAAUAUAUUCGACCAUUUGAAAUUUUUUAACUCCCCUAAAAAUAUGAACUCUAUGUUUGCACCACUGUACCGAUAUCUACGUUAGUAUAUCACACAAAGUUGCUGUUUUAUUAUUUGCCUUUUUAUUUUUAUUGUUGUUAUUUUUUCGCCUGUUAGAUUGCAUUUAAAACUGUAUCAUUCCAACGUUUUGUUUUCAUUUAGAGUUAGACAGUAGCAGACAAACUUAAAGGUUAGCAUGGACCUUACGUACGGUGUUGCCAGCGCGACAAAGAUCCCUAUAAAUAUAGUA